GCGGGGAAUGCGCGGGGGAUGCGCCGGGGAUGCGCGGGGGAUGCGCGGGGGAUGCCCAGGAAUGCGCGGAGAACCCGCAGCCCAGGCCACGCCGUGGUUUCCACGUCCCGCGGAUGCAGGAAAUAGGUAGCCGUGGUUAUGGGGUUCUCUUAAGCCAAGCAGCACCAGCAUCCCUUGGAAAGUUUUUCCGCCCCAAAGGCAUCGGCAGCUCAACUGGAGGGCUGGAGCAGAAGAAAGCGUGGCUUGUGUGGCUGAUGGAGCCAGCCUUUCUGGAAUGUGAAUAAGAGCUUUCACUUAAUGUACAUCACUGUACUGCCUUGAUAACUGCACUUGAUAAGCCUGCUGAAGCUAAAUAGGCGAGUUUUACAUGGAGGACUGUCAGAAGAGCGGAGAAUGAGGUGGACUUACCAUGAAGGACACAAAGCUCUGGGUGAUGAUGAGCUGCACAUGAACAGUGUUUGCCUCAGAGGAUGGAUGUGAGUGACAGUAACAUUUGUGACACAGGGGGGAAGCAUCCAAAUUAUCCUAGAAAGGCCAUGAAGCAGGUGGGCCAAAGCUGUAGCCUGCAGAAGGAGAUGGACAUGGAUUACUCCUGCAGUCCUCCUGGAAACUCUGCUAGACCCACAGGAAAGCAGGAGUGCUGUGGAGACAAAGAAACCUGUGACACCUACCACCAGAAACCAGGUGAGAUUCCAGCUGGGGAGUCUGCCCCCUCCAGCAACAGCUUCCCCCUGCAGAGUGAAGAGGAGGAUUUAGAUCACUGCUCCUCUGAGCGCCCCAGGAAACCACAGACAACCACGAAACUCCGUGAGGACAACAGGAGCGCUGCUCUCGGGGAUGUGUUUGGUGAGGACCUGGAGCCUGUCCCCCAGGAAGCUCUGCCCUAUCGAUGCAAGAAGUGUGGCUCCUCUUUCCGCAGUGUGAGCGAGCUGCAGGAGCACAGGCGAGCUCACCUGCUGGAAAAUUCCUACCGCUGUCCCAUCUGCGCCAAAGCCUUCUCCCGCGCGGCCAACCUGCGCAUGCACAAGCUCAUCCAUUCCAGCGAGAGGCCGCACAAGUGCCCGGAGUGCGACAAGGGCUUCAUCCGCACGGCCGACGUCUGGAGGCACCUGCGCAACGUGCACAAGAUCGAGCGCUCCAUGGUGAUCCUGGCUAACGGCAUGGCCAGGAACCCCUGGUCCGUGGUGCACCGCAGCCAGCGCGGUGUUGAGUGCCCAGAUCAGCCUUGUCCUGGAAACCCAAAGUCUCAGGAAGAUGACUUCAAGCCUUACGCCUGCCCGACGUGCGGCAAAGGCUUCGAUAAGCCCAACCUGCUGUCCAAGCACAAGGUGAUCCACCGGGAGGACAAGCCCUACAAGUGUCAGGAGUGUGGCAUGGCGUUUGUGCAGCUGCUCAGGCUCAAGAGACACCAGCAGACUCACUCUGGGGCACGGCCCUUCUAUUGUGAGGAGUGUGGAGGGACCUUCACCCGACUGGCAUCGCUCCAGCGCCAUCACCGCAUCCACACCGGAGAGAAGCCCUACUCCUGUAACUUCUGUGGGCAUUCCUUCACCGAGUCAGGGACCCUGCGGAGGCACGAGCGCACACACAAGCUGGACAAACCUUAAUUUGAGGUCUCUGUGGUUGCUCUGUACCUGAUCAAGGUCCGCUCAGUUGGGCUGGAAAAGCACUCCACAGUGUGUGCUCUGCCCAGUCCAGACCCACAGCCCAGCAGUGUCUGACAGGGAAUGCUGCAUCACAGGGAGCUCUGGAAGUUGUACUGGGAAGGAUUGCACUGCCUAGCUUUAAACUGCUUUGUAUGAGAAAAUAACCUAAUUACCCUUGAGUAAUGAAAUGGGAGACUUGAGGAGACUGAAACCACUCACAUGUGCUUGCGCUGUCUCUGUUUGCUGGACGGGAGAUGCAUCCUCUUGAGCUUUGUGCAGGAUGUGCAAGCAGAGGCUGUGAGAAUUCACUGGAUAAAUCAACCCUGCCCUCUUGAGUGUGAUGGGUCUUUGACACUGGGUUUGGAGAUCCCUUGACUCGCUAAGUUAGAACAGUCCAGAGUUGUCCCUCUAUCCCUUCUUUCCUUGUAUUUUGCUGAGCUUUUCUUUCCGUUGCAUUUCUUUUUUUUGGAAGGGGAAGUAUCCAGUUGGUUAUUUAAAAAACAAACUCCACUUAAAAACCAGUUCCUUAAUAAACACAACAGUUACCAGCUGUAUUUCAGAUUGUUUCUAUCUGAGGGAGUACCAAUGCUUUAUGCAUUUUGAGUGAUGGGUUGAAUGUCUGUCAAUAAUGGAGAAAGCUUUAUUUUGACUAUGGUGGUGCAUGCUCUUGGGGUGACAUUUGUGUCCCUGAUAGAACCAUAGAAACUAAAUCUAACCAAUGGAGUAUUGUGGAAGGAAAUGCCUGAGGACACAAAAUUCAAAGAGCAAAAGACCAAAAGCUACUCAUUGCACAGGAACCUUUUUCAUUUAAAUGUUUUCACACACAGGAAAGCUUCCCAUAACAAAAGCAUGUUCUGUGGUGUGUCCAAGUACUGUCCAAUGUGUCUGUUAGAUUCUUCACUUUGAUUUAGAUUCAAAUGGUUAGUGAAGAAAAAAUUCCUUAGGAAUUACCCUGGCAGACUUGGGCAGGUGUUGAUAAAUACUCCAAGGCUGUAACUUCCAAGAAAUGUGCAAUGCCUCAGUGUCAGCAGUGGGGCUUUAACUUUGAUACUUAAUCAUGGCUUUAAAUCUACUUUUAACCACUGUGGUAGAAGCAUCCAGUUUGUCCUGAAGUUUCAGUCUGAAUUUCUUUUCCCUGUCAGAAGGUUUUGCUUCUUUCUUUCCUUUUUCCUUACCAGCUGCCAUAAUUUCAUUAAUUUCUUUGUAAGGCUUUCUGGCUUUUCAGUGGAAAGUUGUGCAGCAGAGUGAAGGUAAAGCUCUAGGGUAGUGUACCUUUGCAUUUAUUACCAGGUUAUUUGAUAUAAAGUACUGAUUGUGCAGUUUGUUCCCAUAUUUCAUAGAAUAAAAAGGGAUGUUGGCAGCUCAGCACCUCCCACCUGUGCAGCAGCUGAGCAGGUGUCACACAGUGGGUCCUUCUGUGUUUAGUGUCAGGUCCUUGGCUCAGGUCAAGAUGAACCACUGUCCACAGCAAAACUUUAGUUUGAUUUUAAAGGGGAGACUAAUUAGUGUCACUAAUGGAUCAUUUCCAUUUCAUUCCUCAAAGAAAUCUCCAGAUGAGGGAACUGCUGUGCAUCCUGCCUCCGAGGGAUGUGUUCUGUGCUCUGUGUGUGUCUGUAACUCUGGGAUGGCUGGGCCCUGAGCGAGACUUCUCCAGACUCCCCUCUGCAGGAAGCUCCAGUUCGGUUUUAGGUUUGCAAAGGGCCUUUGAUGGGGCCCCUUAACAACAGCCCAGUCUUACCUGAAGGCUGUGCAGCCUCUCAGAGAGGAAAAAUCUUUGCAUGAAAAGAAUCCUGGCUGGCUGUGGGUGAGUGAUCUGCUGAGGAAGGUCACAAGUGAUGCUCUGUGGGGACUGUGCUGUUCAGCACAGAGGUGAGCUAGAGAGAGGGCAGGCAGCAAAGUGACAAAGCUGUUCCGGAGGUUAUCAUGCAUUUAAGUUUCCACGCUCAUUUUCUAAUCCCAUUUUGAAGUUAUCAGCUAGAAUCUCUCCUGUUCAUCAUCCUGCUUUUCCUUUGGGUAUGGGAUGCUGUAGGGUGGUUUAAUAUCCAUUUAAACUGCACCACUUAUACACAUCUUUAUGUUGUGUGACAGUUCUGCCUAGGCAGUUAUGGUAAUUGGGAACAUCCAGUUAUUCUGCUCUUUGGUGCUAGCAGUCAGUGGAAUUUGUACCUCUGGCAUAAUGGUGGAAAUAUUUUGAGCAAAGGUCUGUUAUAUAGGAAGAGUAAAUGGUUGGUGAAAUUAAAAGUACCAGGCUUAACUAAAAGGUUAUUAAAAAGACACUUGCCUGGAAGGUUGACUUGCAUAUAAAGUGCUUGGAUGUGUGAAAGGAGUAAUUAAAAUGUGGGAUGGUUUCUGGGAAAAGUGUGUAGAACUCUCCUCAAAGAAACUUCAUUAACUCCUGGGCAAGGUACAGGGAUCCCCAUGGAGCUUAAUUUAACCCAGAGAUCAGCACUUCUGCACUUUACAUUUUUCACAUAAAGGUUUCAAAGUCUUUCCCAGGCCCUGACCCCUUCACAGUGUCAGUCAGAGUGGGUGAUAGCCUAAAACAGACACAGCCAGUCAUGACACGUAGCUGACAUGGGGCAAACAGACGUGCUCUGCAGCAUUAGGGAGGGAUUGAAGGGUCUGCUUUCAGCAGAAGAAAUUUUUCUUUGUCCAGAGUGGCCAGAAUAUCUGUUGGCUCAUUUGGAUCUGUGAAGGCCAUGGAAGAAACAAUUCCUUUGGCACUGUGUUCACAGGGCCCUCAUUGCCAGGGCAUUACAGGAAGCCUUUGGACAUGAGCAAAGGGCUGGAUCCCUGAGCUGGGAUCCCUGAGGAUCCUGAUUCAAUCACAGGAUA
This is a messenger RNA of Catharus ustulatus (Swainson's thrush), 4481 nucleotides long. RefSeq names its product zinc finger protein 648 (gene ZNF648). Gene Ontology annotation, cellular component: nucleus. Lineage: Eukaryota; Metazoa; Chordata; Aves; Passeriformes; Turdidae. The record is from RefSeq and is a predicted model, not a curated record. Gene Ontology annotation, biological process: regulation of transcription by RNA polymerase II. The coding region runs from base 471 to 1607 and encodes 378 amino acids. Gene Ontology annotation, molecular function: RNA polymerase II transcription regulatory region sequence-specific DNA binding; DNA-binding transcription factor activity, RNA polymerase II-specific. The transcript is spliced from 4 exons.